Paramuricea clavata is the source of this 1934-nucleotide messenger RNA. The record is from the annotation of a GenBank genome assembly. Lineage: Eukaryota; Metazoa; Cnidaria; Anthozoa; Malacalcyonacea; Plexauridae.
AUGGUGGUUGCUUGUUUAGUGAAAUCACGUCAUUAUCUGGCACAAUAUUUGAAAUUUGAACAGGUAUGUUUAUUUAUGUAAUAUACUGUUUCAUAAACGAACUAGGGGGAUUUGUAUAACUCACGGGCGUUCGUUGCGGGUCAGGGUUAAUGUUAGAGUGUUAUUAAGAGAUUACGAAAUAUUCUUGACAUCACCCACAACGAACGCUUCUGUGGUAGUCAAACCCAAACUAUAGAGUCUACUGUGUACUUUAAAGAGAAGAUUUUAGAUCAGAUUUGUUUCUAAUGUUGAUUACUGUGCAUAUUAUAGUAUCAUGAAGAUUUUGAAUUUAAAAAACUGUUAAUCAGUGCCAUGGUGGCCAUGUCGAAAGAUCCCACCGCAAUUCAGGUGAAGGUUUAAUAAUAUGAAUAAUAGAUGUGCACGGUAUAGUUGGCAUAAUAAAGUUUUAUAACUUUACAGAUCAUGGGUGGAUUUACAGGGGGGGGGGGGUUAAAACCCCUCCUAGAAUCUCUCUAACCCCUCUAAUAAAGCGUUCAACCCCACCAAAAUUUCGCUUCACCCCUCGUAUUUUGUGUGAAAAGCUUUAACCCAAACGCCUAACCCCUGCCAAAACUCACUGAGUGGUGCCGCUUCCACUGACACCACCAGAAAUUUUUCUUCCCCCCUUUUUAAAUAAAUGAAAAUCCGCUCUUGUUACAGAUAGGGCCUUUGAGAAAAGACUAGAUAUGGUGAAAACUAAGCUUUUUUUCUUUUUCUAUUCUUCCUGGCAUUUCUUUCCCCAAACCCCUGCCAUUCCCCAAGGCAAACGAUAAUUAUAUACACACCUGGGUCAAUCCUAUAACAUCGCUCUUACUAUUGCUUUUAUUUUGCUAUCUAGAUCAUGUCAUCUGCUCGUCUGCUGUUAUCCUUGUUCUCUUACGUGAAAGCAAAUGAUACACUCUUACCAGAUCUAUGGACUCCAUCCCAGUUUGAAGAACUUCAGUUACAGUGUUUAUCAGCACUGUGUACCAUUGCUCCUCUGUGUAUUAAUGAUUAUAUGACAUGUCAAGGAAACAAUAGGUUGUUGUUAUUACUGGACUGGUGCAUUGGUCAAGGUCAGUUAAAGUAUAGCUUAUCUCUUCUCGUCUAUAUGCACAGACAGUAGAGUUUUCCAAGGUAUAAGUGACCCAUCCUUAGGGAUUUCGUUCAUUUUAACUGUAUCAUCCGCUAAGCACUAUAGCCACCAGAAAUGGACACCAGACCGGCUUGAUCGAGUGAUCUGGUUAUAGACUAUAAGAGCUAUAUAUUUCUGAUGAAAAGAUUCCACUUCAUGACUCGAAAUUAUGAAGGCUGAGCUUUCUCACUCGUGUGCUGAUUUGCUUGUCUUCCAUGAGAGAAUCUAGGUUUGGCGACACCUCAAUCUGUUAAGUACAAUUCAAUAGAAACUCAAUUUCUAAAUCGAAAUAAUUUUAAAUUGUAUUCCCUAUACGUUUCAAGUUCAUUUCAGAGCAUUCCAGAUGAUGACUAUAAGAUAUGUAAAGAAUUAAAUUAUUUCUAUUUACGGAGUUUCCAUUGUAUUGUACCAAAGCUGUUCACUAACAAGUUACGUUGUCUGACAGUCGGCAGAGUAUCAGUUGCAAUCAGGUUAUGAUGUCUGUUACGGGGGGGGGGGAUUGGUUUCCAGACCACGGUCUUCGCUAACAACAUAAACUGAGAUAAGUACGGUAUGUACAAACUUUCCACUAUUAACCAUUGUAUUUGUUUAGGUGAUUAUGGUGGUCAUGGCAACAGUUAUCACGCAGAUGGUGGGCGUGGAAACAAGAGAGCUCAAAUGAGACAUUGUUUACGUUUAUUACGAAGUAUGUGUUCAACUGAAGAUGAAGCAGUACUUCAGGAUUUAUGUGAUCAAGGAGCCAUCAGUCAAAUCACUGGUACGUGGCUAGGAGGUGUUGGUG